Messenger RNA from Syngnathoides biaculeatus (alligator pipefish), 1836 nucleotides. RefSeq names its product 3-hydroxyisobutyrate dehydrogenase a (gene hibadha). Gene Ontology annotation, biological process: L-valine catabolic process. The transcript has 8 exons. Bases 91 to 1080 code for a protein of 329 amino acids. Gene Ontology annotation, cellular component: mitochondrion. Gene Ontology annotation, molecular function: NADP binding; NAD binding; 3-hydroxyisobutyrate dehydrogenase activity. Lineage: Eukaryota; Metazoa; Chordata; Actinopteri; Syngnathiformes; Syngnathidae. The record is from RefSeq and is a predicted model, not a curated record.
UUAACCGUCACUCAACACCUCUCCAUUUGUCUGUACCGGUGUGACAACUGUCACGUUGAAUGCCGACUGCCGAGGUCACGGGAAAGAAGCAUGGCAGCGUUGCUAAGAGGGUGUCGAAAUGUUUUGCGGAAAUGGAACAAACCUGUCAGCCCCACUGUUGUGUCCAUGCGGUCAAUGGCCUCAAAAACACCUGUUGGCUUUAUUGGUUUGGGAAACAUGGGCAGUCCCAUGGCCAAGAACCUGCUGAAAAAUGGGUACCCCAUAAUUGCUACUGAUGUCUUUCCCGAGUCCUGCAAGGAGCUACAGGAUCUAGGUGCCCAGGUAGUGGACUCCCCAGCAGAAGUGGCUGAGAAAGCAGACCGCAUUUUCACAAUGCUUCCCUCAAGUCCAAAUGUCGUAGAGGUCUACACAGGUCCCAAUGGCAUCCUCAAGAAGGUCAAGAAGGGCACGCUUUUGAUCGACUCUUCCACGAUCGACCCUGCCGUCGCGAAAGAGAUGGCGUUGGCGGCGGAGAAGAUGGGCGCUGUGUUCAUGGACGCACCGGUGUCAGGCGGUGUCGGCGCUGCCAGCUUGGCCAAGCUGACCUUCAUGGUGGGUGGAGUGGAGGAGGAGUACCACGCCGCACAGGAGCUGCUCACCUGCAUGGGAGCCAACGUUGUCUACUGCGGACAAGUUGGCACCGGACAGGCGGCAAAAAUCUGUAACAACAUGCUGCUGGCCAUUGCGAUGAUUGGAACCGCGGAGACCAUGAACCUUGGCAUCAGACUAGGAUUGGACCCCAAGCUUCUUGCCAAGAUCCUCAACAUGUCCUCAGGUCGCUGCUGGUCCAGUGACACAUACAAUCCCGUCCCUGGUGUCAUGGAGGGCGUCCCUUCUGCCAACAACUACCAGGGAGGAUUCGGAACUACGCUAAUGGCCAAGGAUCUUGGCUUGGCCCAAAACACAGCCACCAACACCAAGACGCCAAUUCCUCUUGGUUCCCUUGCACACCAGAUCUACAGAGUCAUGGGUUCACGAGGCUACGCCAACAAGGACUUCUCGUCAGUCUUUCAGUUCCUGCGCGAGGAAGAAGGACAGUGAGCACAAGAGUAUACACACGCCACAAGCUCACACCCGUUGCCCCUCGUCACACAAUACUCAGGAGAGACUACAUACUUGCACUUUGGCAGGUCUCCAGUCCAGUUAGUACACAAAAUAUACCGUCAUUGUUGUAGUCACGAGAGUCACUUCAUGACAUCGAAUGCCAGGAAAUGCUAAAACUGGCCUCAAAUCCAUAUGAGAGUAACAAAAGUACAGACGGACGCAGUUCAGGUUUACUUGUUUCCAUAUUUUUCCUCAGGACGGACUAUGAUAGUGACAAUUGUCGGUUUUGCCAGUUUUGUACUUCAAACUUGUUCUGUGCUACGUUUUCACUGCUAACCGAUUGGACCUGAUCCUCGUUGUGAAAUACUGUGAGAUUUAGAUGUCUUGUUGAGCACUUUAGGCACGUUGUACAAUGCUCAGGGGCGUUUGAUGUGACAAUCUACUUGAAUUUACCUCUUUGCCACUGCAGUGUUAUUCCAUGUCCAACACUGUUUCAUUUGUUCACCACAAAUGAAGGUCAACCUUUUUUUCCUGUUGUCCAUUUUCAAUUUGAAUUACAAGUUUUAAGCUGGGAACGGUUGGGUAAUUGCUGCUAUACGCAAAGCUAUGUAUGUUUCAAUAUUGUUGUUUACAAAACUAUUGAAGAUAAUGUUUUUUUGUUUUGUUUUGAGGUCAAAAUAAUUCUGUACAGUUUCUUAGCCCUGUGAAUCCUCAUAUUUGGAGCUAAAAUGUUCAUUAAAUGUAUUCUGUGUA